AUGGAUGGGGCGCCCGAUUCAGAUAUCAAGGAUACAUUGAUGCAGUUGACUUGGAAAUAUGAAGGUAAUAAGAUUCAAUACAAUUUUAAUUCUGAAUUGGAUGAAAAUUUGAGGCAGAUUAGUUGGGCUAUAGAAAACAAGAAAUUUGAUUAUGUAGAAGAAUUGAUGAAGGUUUCACAGGAAAAAUUGCAUACUCGUAAUAAGCAUAUACGUAUAGCAGAUUCUUCGGAAGGUGGUUGGGACACCGUCAAGCAGUAUGAGGCAAAUCCAUUGGCUAGUGAUUCAGAGGAUGAAUCACGGAUUCUUAAGGCAGAGGGCAGGGCUUUGCGGAAGAGGAAGAACAAAAAGGGGAAUACUGGUAAAUCUAAAGUAUCUAAUUUUUCUUUACCUGGACCGAGUUCAUCUUUUAACCAAGGUCAACAGUUCACCCAAGGUCAAUUUGGAUUUGGAAAAAUGAAUUCCUUUCGUGCCUACAAUGGGCAAGGUACAGGAAGCAGUUCCGGUAAUGGAGUCGUCGGAGGAUGUUGUUUUGCAUGCGGGCAAAGUGGACAUUUCAGGAGAGAGUGCCCAAAUAUUUAUCAUGGUACAGCAAGUGGUGGAGCCAAUCAGAAAUAA
Molecule: messenger RNA, 615 nt
Organism: Lottia gigantea (owl limpet)
Lineage: Eukaryota; Metazoa; Mollusca; Gastropoda; Lottiidae
Exons: 1
Coding region: 1-615 (204 amino acids)
Molecular function (GO): zinc ion binding; nucleic acid binding
Source: RefSeq, a predicted model, not a curated record